CAUCUAGAACAAUAACAACAUGCAUCUUUCAUUUGUAUACUACAACUACCUCAUCAACACCAAUCCAUUAUAAAUACUAAACACACACUCCUCUCCAUCCUAUCCCAUCCACUCCUCAAUACCCGGAAACACUCAUCUCUUCACUUAACCUAAACCACCACCACCAUCAUAAACCACCACCAUGAACCUACCACCAAAAACAUACAUAAUCGAAGCCGAAGAAGCCAAAUCAAUGGCAAAAUCCAAAAACCUCACCCUCCCUCAACUCCUACCAUCACUUAUCAAAUCAGCCCAAAAUCUUGCCAAUCCACCCAUCUCAAACUUCGCCGUCGGCGUCGUCGGAUUAACCUCCGACGGCCGGAUUUUCUUCGGCGGCAACAUUGAAUUCCCCGGUCUCCCACUCCACCACACUAUCCACGGCGAACAGUUUUUCAUCACCAACCUCGCCGCCCACGCCGCCGGCGCAAAACUGCUGUACCUCGCCGUCUCCGCCGCCCCUUGCGGCCAUUGCCGCCAGUUUUUUCAAGAACUCCGAGGAAUCUCCGAUACCCAGAUCGUAAUCACCGAUCAGCCUCAAGAAAACCCGGAUUACAAACCCUUUUCGUCGAUUUUACCACACCCUUUCGGUCCCUUUGAUUUGUUGGAUGAAAAUACUCCGCUAAUUCUUGAAAAACAUAACAACCAAUUGACACUCAAAGAUGGUAACUUUAUCAUCCAAGACGAAAAAAUGUGUGAUUUACCAAAUGGGUUUUCCGAUUUAAAUGCUAAAAAUGAAGAAUUUUUUAAAACAGAGGCUUCAGCGGCGGCGCGUGGAUCACACGCGCCUCCGAAAGAUGGUAACUUUAUCAACCAAGACGAAAAUACGUUCGAUUUAUCAAAUGGGUUUUGCAAAUUGAUCGCGAAAAACAAAGAAUUUUUGAAAAGUGAGGCUUUGGCGGCGGCGCGUGGGUCGCACGCGCCGUACAGUGGGUGUCCGUCGGGGGUGGCGUUGAUGGACUGUGAAGGGAAAGUGUAUAAAGGAUCGUAUAUGGAGUCUGCGGCGUAUAACCCGAGUAUGAUGCCGGUGCAGGCGGCGUUAGUGGCGUAUAUGGUGGCCGGCGGUGGUGGGUAUGAGAAGAUAGUGGCGGCGGUGGUGGUGGAGAAAGAAGGGGUGGUGGUGCGGCAGGAGGAUACGGCGAGGUUGGUUUUGAAACAUCUUUCACCGAAAUGUGAGUUCCGAGUGGUUUAUUGUAACUGAUUUUGACUAGAUCACUUUAUAUGGUUUUUAUGUAAGGGUGCUACUUUCUACACCCCCCUAUUUACUUUUUUCACCCCCUUCCUCUCACAUACUUACAGGUGGGGCCUGCGUGGGACCGACAGUUUUCCUCUCAAAAGGGGGUAUAAUCAGGAAAGAGGGGGGGUGCGUAUAGAAUGAGCCUUAUGUAACUGAUUUGACUAGAUCAGUUUAUAUGGUUUUUAUAAGUAUUGGAAUGGAAUGGAAUAUUAUAUUGACAUGUUAUUUA
Molecule: messenger RNA, 1502 nt
Organism: Helianthus annuus (common sunflower)
Lineage: Eukaryota; Viridiplantae; Streptophyta; Magnoliopsida; Asterales; Asteraceae
Product: cytidine deaminase 1
Exons: 1
Coding region: 182-1237 (351 amino acids)
Cellular component (GO): cytosol
Molecular function (GO): cytidine deaminase activity; zinc ion binding
Source: RefSeq, a predicted model, not a curated record